Neurospora tetrasperma FGSC 2508 is the source of this 1381-nucleotide messenger RNA. RefSeq lists its product as uncharacterized. The record is from RefSeq and is a predicted model, not a curated record. Gene Ontology annotation, biological process: epoxide metabolic process. Bases 1 to 1293 code for a protein of 430 amino acids. NCBI's taxonomy places the organism in Eukaryota, Fungi, Ascomycota, Sordariomycetes, Sordariales, Sordariaceae. The transcript has a single exon. Gene Ontology annotation, molecular function: epoxide hydrolase activity.
AUGGGCUCCGUCUCACUCACGUUUUCCACCCUGCCCGCGGGCGUCAAGGUGCAACCAACCCCUUUCCGUAUCAACGUUGCCGAGUCCGACCUCGCCCAGUUCCGGUCCCUCAUCCAGCAAGCCAUCAUUCCUCCAGAGCAGUUCUACAACCAGCACGCCAACGCUGCCACGGGCAAAUUUGGCAUCACACGCGACUGGCUGAUCCAGGCCCGGGACUACUGGCUCAACACGUAUGACUGGCGGGCCCAGGAAACUUUCAUCAACUCCUUCCCCCAAUAUAAGCAAACCGUCGUCGGCCCUACCUCCGGCCAGACCUUUGACCUACACUUUGCCGCCCUCUUCUCCCUCCGCGAGGAUGCCAUUCCCAUCAUCUUCAUGCACGGCUGGCCCGGCUCCUUCUUGGAGUUCGUCCCGAUGCUGGACAUCCUCCGCUCGCGGUACACUCCCGAAACCCUCCCUUACCACGUCAUCGUCCCUUCCAUCCCCGACUACGGCUUCUCCUCUCGUCCCAACGACUCGGCCCUUCAAGAAUUGAACAUGGAGUUUGCGGCGGAAGCCAUGAACGAGCUCAUGUUGUCGCUCGGCUUCGGCAGCACCGGCUACGUCGCCCAGGGCGGCGAUGUCGGGUACGCCCUCGCCCGCGCCAUGGCCAACAACCACGCGGCCUGCAAGACUUCGCACCUCAACAUGUUCAUGUUCACCCCGGACCAGUUCGCCGCGUGCCAGCAAGAGCCCCUGACGGAGCGCGAGGAGAAGCUCCUAACGGGCACCAAUGCGUGGAUCAAGCAAGGGUCGGCAUACGCCUAUGAGCACGGCACGCGCCCGUCCACCAUUGCCUUGACGCUCAGCACCAACCCCGUCGCCAUGCUCGCGUGGAUGGGCGAGAAGUUCAUCGAGUGGUCCGACAACAGAAAAGACGGCGGCUCUCGCCCGCUGUCGCUGGACACGAUCCUCGACGGCGUGUCGCUGUACUGGUUCAGUGGGUGCUUCCCGAGAACCAUGUGGAGCUAUCGCAGCCUGGUGCCGGCCAUUGGCGCGACGGCCGUCGUGCAGGAGAGCUUGAGCGUGCAAAAGCCGUUUGGGUACUCGGCGUUCCCGGUCGAGAUUGGUACCCUGCCGAGGACGUGGGGGAAGAAGUUGUUUGGGGACCGGUUGGCGUAUUACAAGGAGCAUGAGGUGGGUGGACACUUUGCGGCGCUGCAGGAGCCCGAGAACUUUUUGGAUGAUAUUGAGGAGUUUGUGAGGUUUAUCGCGCCCAAGGUGGGCUUGGCUAAGGGCGGGAAGAGUGCUUGAGAAAGAUGAAAGAUGGGAUGGAAUCAAAUAAUUAUGUCUACCUGUUUACCUGUAGCAAUGUUGUACACGAAAGAGAUGGAUGGGUUUU